Gossypium raimondii (Peruvian cotton) is the source of this 1170-nucleotide messenger RNA. RefSeq lists its product as uncharacterized. The record is from RefSeq and is a predicted model, not a curated record. Lineage: Eukaryota; Viridiplantae; Streptophyta; Magnoliopsida; Malvales; Malvaceae. The transcript has 2 exons. The coding region runs from base 209 to 706 and encodes 165 amino acids.
UGUGAAAAAAAAGGAUAAAUUUCAUCACUUUCGCCUACAAUUGGAUCUCCACUAACUACCACGACCCCCUAUCCAGACUACAAAGCUCAUCUUCAACUACAUGGAUUGAUAAAUGAUAAUGCUUUUUUAGCUAUUGAUUUACACCAAUCAAUCAUUCAUACAGAAAGUUGUGUGGAAGUUUGUGUCUCCUCUCCCAAAAUUUGCUGCCAUGAACCCAAUCAUUCUCUUUCUGUUUUUUUCACUGUUUAUUAUGACAUUAUCUUUGCAAACUGAGCCAGCAACAAACAAUGCUCAGAUCAUCGUAAUGGGCCUUGUUUAUUGUGACGUUUGCACCACCAACAGCUUCUCCAGACACAGCUACUUUUUACCAGGCGCAGAGGUUCAAAUAGACUGCAACUUCAGGGCAUAUGUUCCAAAAACAAAAGAACAGGUAUCAUUCUCAGUCAACAGAACUACAGAUAAACAUGGAGUUUACAUGGUGGAAAUACCAUCAGUUGAUGGGAUCGAAUGUGCGGAAGCAGACAUUGCAUCUACUUGCCAAGCAAGCUUAGUUGGGAGCUCAUCUGCUUCCUGCAAUAUUCCUGGUUACGGUAGCACAACAGAUGAGAUGGCAAUCAAAUCCAGACACCCCAAUCUCUGCAUCUACAGCCUAGCUGCAAUGAAUUUCAGACCGUCGAAAAGAAAUGCUCGCUUGUGCGGGAAAUAAAGCAGGGUUCUUCCCACAUUACACACUCCAUAUGCUUUUCAUUUUGCUACUUUUCUCUCUUCUCUCUUUUCUUAACACAGUAAUCCCAGCUAUAGAAGAUCGAUACAAUCUCCUUACCCUCAGCUAUCCUGUGAUGGUUCUUUCCAUUUCCCAGUCUGCACAUAAUACAAGAAGUGGAGAACCGGCAAUACCCUUUCGCCUUUGCCUUCCAGCCUUACUUGGUGCUCUUUAAAGAAGAACAAAGGGCCACAUAUUACUAGGUAUUUUCAUUCUCGCUUUGCUUUUAUGCUUUGUAUGAGCACAUUCAAUUGUGUCCAGGUCAAGCAUGGAGGCAUACAUGAUGAUUCACCAGAUUUUAUUUAGAUCGGUCUUUAGUUACAACACAAUGUAUGAAAUGUAUGAAGUGACUAAAGAUAUUAGUAAUAAUCAUCUUUUUAUAUGUGAAAGCUAAACAAUUUGCCAAA